UGUGAGUUGUUUACGGAACAUGUUGGACAGGAAGUUGCGUGAUUUUCGCGGGAGCAGUUAAAGAUGGAGACGCGCAGACUGAAGCAGAAAGUGAGCGCGGGAUUUAAAAUGCGCGGAUUAAUAUUGCGACCUGAGUCCAGCCGGUAUCUGCUGCAGGUUCUGGAGUCUGUCAGUGAAGCGGAUCUGGAUGAAGUUCUUGAGCGAAUCUUAGAUGCCGUUGAAAAACAGCCGCUGUCGUCCAGUAUGAUCGAGCUGUCUGUGGCAGAGACAGCUGUUCAGGACUGCAGUCAGUCAUGUGAUGAGACCAUUGACAAUGUUUUCAACAUUAUUGGAGCGUUUGAUGUUCCUCGAUUCAUCUACAGCACAGAGAGGAAGAAGUUUGUACCUAUCAGCAUGACGAAUCAUCCGCCUCCUAAACUGUGCGCUCAAUCGAGAGAUAAAGCCGAACUCUUCAGAGAACGACACACAAUCCUACAGCAGCGGACACACAGACAUGAACUUUUCACCCCUCCUGUGAUUGGAUCAGCUCCAGAUGAAGGGAGAAACAAAUUCCAGCUGAAGACGGUUGAAGCUCUUUUGGGCAGCACAGCUAAACUGGGUGACGUGAUUGUGCUCGGGAUGAUCACACAGCUUAAAGAGGGUAAAUUCUUCCUGGAGGAUCCGAGUGGCACAGUUCAGCUCAAUCUAUCAAAGGCACAGUUCCACAGUGGUCUGUACACGGAGUCGUGUUUCGUCCUCGCUGAGGGAUGGUACGAGGACUCUGUGUUUCAUGUGAACGCUUUCGGGUUUCCACCUACAGAACCGUCCUCUGUUACCAGGGCUUAUUAUGGCAACAUAAACUUCUUCGGUGGGCCGUCCACCACUGCGGUCAAAGCAUCAUCCAAACUAAAGCAGCUGGAGGAAGAGAAUGAAGACGCCAUGUUUGUUAUCGUGUCGGACGUGUGGUUGGACAGUGUGGAGGUUCUAGAGAAGAUUCACACCAUGUUGUCAGGUUACUCUGCGAUGCCCCCCACCUGCUUCAUCUUCUGUGGGAGUUUUUCUUCUGCUCCUUACGGCAAAAACCAGAUAAAAACACUCAAAGAGUCGUUUAAAGCACUUGCGGAUCUCAUUUGUGAAUAUCCCAGCAUUCAUAGCAGCAGUCGUUUUGUGUUUGUUCCUGGUCCAGAAGACCCCGGGCCCGGUAAUGUCCUACCCAGACCUCCUUUAGCUGAACACAUCACAGAAGAAUUUCGACAGCGAGUGCCGUUCUCUGUGUUCACCACCAACCCCUGCAGAAUACAGUACUGCAGUCAAGAGAUGGUGGUGAUUCGAGAAGAUCUCGUCAAUAAGAUGUGCCGAAACUGUGUACGACUUCCCAGCAACAACCUGGACAUCCCAUCCCAUUUUGUAAAGACAAUCUUGUCACAAGGUCACCUGACGCCACUCCCGCUCUAUGUGUGUCCUGUGUACUGGGCGUAUGACUACGCCUUAAGAGUGUAUCCUGUGCCUGAUGUCAUCGUCUUCGCUGACAAAUAUGAUCCAUUCAACAUCAGCAACACAGACUGUCUGUGCAUCAACCCGGGCUCUUUUCCAAGAAGUGGAUUUACCUUUAAAGUGUACUACCCCUCCAACAGAACAGUUGAGGACAGCAAAUUACAAGGUCUUUAAAGUUGAAGAGGCUGGCACGGAUGUUUUUUACUUAAAUUUUCUCUUUCAAAUGUUCAUUCCUUUAAAAAUAAUGUUCUUAUAGUAGAUACAAAAUAGUGGUUUUGCUGGGUGCCAGUUUUGUUGUGGU
This is a messenger RNA of Xyrauchen texanus (razorback sucker), 1774 nucleotides long. RefSeq names its product polymerase (DNA directed), epsilon 2 (gene pole2). The record is from RefSeq and is a predicted model, not a curated record. Gene Ontology annotation, biological process: DNA-templated DNA replication; error-prone translesion synthesis. Gene Ontology annotation, molecular function: DNA binding. Gene Ontology annotation, cellular component: epsilon DNA polymerase complex. The transcript is spliced from 19 exons. NCBI's taxonomy places the organism in Eukaryota, Metazoa, Chordata, Actinopteri, Cypriniformes, Catostomidae. The coding region runs from base 64 to 1647 and encodes 527 amino acids.